Symsagittifera roscoffensis is the source of this 988-nucleotide messenger RNA. Its product is annotated as SAP domain-containing ribonucleoprotein-like. The record is from RefSeq and is a predicted model, not a curated record. Gene Ontology annotation, biological process: poly(A)+ mRNA export from nucleus. The coding region runs from base 8 to 718 and encodes 236 amino acids. Gene Ontology annotation, cellular component: nucleus. The transcript is spliced from 3 exons. NCBI's taxonomy places the organism in Eukaryota, Metazoa, Xenacoelomorpha, Acoela, Convolutidae.
AGCAAUCAUGCCUGUUGCAGUCAACGAUUUGAAAACAAUGACAGUACCUGAGCUCAAAAAACUUCUCAUGGAGUAUAAGCUGAAUGUAUCGGGAAAGAAGCAAGAUCUCAUUACUCGUCUCACUGAAUAUUUGAAUGCACCCACAGAAAAGGCGGCACCUGAACCAGAAAAAGAAAUUCAAUCAGAGCAACCGAAGGUUAAACCUGCUACCAAAACCACUGCAGUACCCCAGCAAGCAAAAGAUUCUACGAAGGAAAAUAAUACCCCAAAAGAGGAAACAGUUGCAGUCAAAAGCAUUUCCGAAAUGACAGAAGCCGAAAAAUUGCAACGCAGAGCUGAAAAGUUCGGAACGAAGAAUGACGAGCUAAAGAAAGCGGAGCGAGCUGAACGAUUCGGCGUCGUUCUAUCAAGUAGUAGCACUUCCGUUUCUGCGAAGGAAAUUAAGGCCAAUGACGUCAAUGUGGAUCCAGAGACACUCAAGAGACGAGCAGAAAGGUUCGGAGAAGUAACGAACUCGAAACUUGCAAAAAUUGAAGACAGUGAGAAGAAAUCGGAGAGAGCCAAGAGGUUUGGUGUCCCUAACAGUGACCCUUCGGCCGAGACGGCGGCCAAAGAAGCUAGAGCCGAACGCUUCAAGACUCAGCUAGGUAAAGGAAACCCAGACGAUGAGAUGAAGAAGAAACGUGCAGAGAAGUUCGGACUGAUCACUGCUGCAUAAGCGUAAACAGAACUGGCAUGCAAAGACCCUAUUUAAAAAAGUUGUUUGCAAUAUCUUCUCAAUUUACACUUUAUAUAUAUUCCUUUGAUCGCGAAAUUUAUCCUCAAAGCUGGUGGCCGUACUUUGUAAUUGAUUCUUGAUGCGCGUAAUCUAAAAGAACAUUGUGGAAUCGAAGUGAUAGAUAUAAAUGAGGCUCAUCUAGUGGGAGAAUUUUUUGCCUAGUUUUAUGUGCUGUUUUAUGUUAUUGUUGUGAAUUGACCUUUCUUCGAA